Messenger RNA from Ixodes scapularis (black-legged tick), 1295 nucleotides. RefSeq lists its product as uncharacterized. The record is from RefSeq and is a predicted model, not a curated record. The annotation marks the transcript as partial. Gene Ontology annotation, molecular function: protein binding. The transcript is spliced from 5 exons. Lineage: Eukaryota; Metazoa; Arthropoda; Arachnida; Ixodida; Ixodidae.
AUAAGCCGCAAGUGACACUCGAGUUCGGUGCUGGGCUGAAGGAAUCCAUGAUCUACGAAGGCCACGACAUCUUCUUCGUCUGCAACGCGUCCGCUUACCCCAGCAUCACGGACGUCGUGUGGGACUUCAACGGUUCGCCUUUGCAGCAGAACAACAACAGCCGCGGACCCCUGAUCGUCAACCAGAGGUACCUGGUGCUCCGGAACGUGCAGUACACAGACUCCGGAAACUACUCGUGCACGGUAACGAACCCCGAAGGAGUGACCACGAGCAAAAGGCUGCAGCUCAAGAUACAACAUUCCCCUCGGUGCGUCAACUCGCAGCAACACCGCUACAAGGUCGUGUACACUGUGCCGUUUGAAGAGGUGUCCCUAUCGUGCGACGUGGAGGCUGACCCGAGCACCAACCUGUCCUUCCGCUGGUCCAUGAAGGAGAGCCACAAGGCGGACGGAGAGGCGGCCCAGAAGGAGACCGCCUUCGCCAGAAACUUCGAGGAUAUGGCACGCACGUACGCCUCCAGGAGCGUCCUCACCUUCGUGCCUCUGCCCGAGGAACUGCACUCCACGUUCCAGUGCUGGGCCAAGAACCAAGUGGGCAUCCAAAAGAAGCCGUGCCUCUUCAAGCUGGUUCCCAGAGAGGAACCCAACCGGAUCAGAGAAUGCCAACUACUGAACAAAACACUCACGUCCCUGCUUAUAGAGUGCCAGCGGAAAAGUGACGACCACCACAUUUUCGUGCUAGAACUGCAUGACGUAAGCAACAACCUGCUUGUCAAGAGGGUUACAUCACCGACACCGAGAUUCCACAUCAGUGAACUGCACCCGACUAACUACUAUACCAUCCUUGUGUACACAACUAAUGGCGUCGAAAGCAGCAGAACACUCAAUAUAUCGAUCACAUCAACAAAAGCAGCAAUGUCCAAAACACUGAACAACGGCAAUCCGGAACCCCAGAGCAACUUGGCAACCAUAGUAGGCCUCUUCAUGAGUGGUGUUGUAGUUUUCGGGGUCAUCGUGUCAAUAGCGUGCUUCUGUAAAAAGCAUCAUAGGCACAAGGACAAUGAUGAAACGGAAGGAGGGCCAAACAUCUCGGAGAAAACGGAAAUGUUUUCCAUCCCGCUGAACGCUCAAACCAAAGUGGAGUGCAAGAUGGACGACAUUGACACCGUAGAAGUUGUAACACAUUACCAAAGGGACCUUUCUGAAAAGCUACCUCUACAAUGCUACGGGAGUGUGCUAUAGCCGGCGACCCUUGUAAAUAAUGAUCUGAGUGAUAAAAAGUUGAUUUUUGUAUUU